Acanthosepion pharaonis is the source of this 945-nucleotide messenger RNA. Lineage: Eukaryota; Metazoa; Mollusca; Cephalopoda; Sepiida; Sepiidae. The record is from the annotation of a GenBank genome assembly.
AUGGCUGAUACUCCAUUAUUAUUUCAACUAGGAACUGCAUUUUGUUUUCAUGUGUAUAUCGUAGAGAUAAUUACUCUCAUUGAUUCUGGAACUGUAUACACCUACCAUGAACGCAAGAAAGACACUUCUUCAUCUGGAUAUGGAACCAAAAGUGUGAGAGUUGGAAAAGAUUCAGUCAAAGAUUUUGACUGUUGUUCACUGACCUUACAACCUUGCAGAAAUCCUGUGGUCACGCCUGAUGGUCAUUUAUAUGACAAGGAAGCUAUUCUUGAAUACAUUAUUCACAAGAAAAAAGAAAUUGCCCAAAAAAUGAAACAGUAUGAAAAACAGAAAUCUCAAAUGAAGGCAGAGCAAGAAGAACUUGGUCGAGCUGAAGUUGAAAGCCGUAAAAAAGCAUUUCUGGAAAACGAAGGCAAUCCAGUGUGUGCUGUGAAUGGAAGCAAAGAGCCUAAACCCAGUACAAGCAGAAAUCAGGCCAGCAUCAGCAACAUGAAGAUAGGAAAUGAAAAAGCUUUACCCAGCUUUUGGGUUCCAAGCCUCACUCCCAGUGCAAGUGCCACAGUAAUGGCCAAACCAGAUGAAAAAGUUCGCUGUCCUAUGAGUGGCAAACCUCUUAAGUUAAAAGAUCUGAUUGAAAUUACAUUGACUCCAAUCAAUGACCGAGAUCAGAAGACUUCUCUUAUUACUAAACAGGCCAGAUAUGUAUGUGCUGUCACCAAUGAUGUAUUGGGUAACUCUGUCCCAUGUGCAAUUUUGAAAACCUCUGGGAGUGUUGUGACAAUGGAGUGUGUAGAAAAAAUCAUCAAAAAAGACAUGGUAGAUCCUAUUAAUGGUAAAAAACUCUGUGAAUCAGACAUCAUUCUCUUACAAAGGGGUGCAAGUGGAUUUGCUGGCUCUGGUAUCAAGCUGAAGGCAACUGAAAAUCGUCCAGCUAUGCAAGCAUAA